Diospyros lotus (date-plum) is the source of this 1213-nucleotide messenger RNA. Its product is annotated as transcription repressor OFP7-like. Gene Ontology annotation, biological process: negative regulation of DNA-templated transcription. Lineage: Eukaryota; Viridiplantae; Streptophyta; Magnoliopsida; Ericales; Ebenaceae. Bases 1 to 1020 code for a protein of 339 amino acids. The record is from RefSeq and is a predicted model, not a curated record. The transcript has 2 exons.
AUGAGACUGACAUUUCAAACUUCGAUUUCUUUUCCCUCCUUUCAGUUAUGUCGUCUCAAACAACCCUCUCUGUUGCCACAAACUCCUUCUCCGGCGACGUAUCGGUUCUCUCCUGUCAACCCCAAAGCAUUCGAUAUUGCUUAUCCCAACGUCCUCGAGCCACCGCCGUCCACGCCCGACCACCCUUUUCUGUCCAAACGCCAUCUCUCUAAUAAUGUUGUAUCCGUCGACUGUGGCUGCCGAUCAAGAUCAUCAUGCUUCCAGAACAAUAAUGUUUCAUCGGAGUACGGCAACAAGAAGACAUCGACGGUGCCAGUGCCAGUGCCGGAGAAGUUGGAAGAAGAAAGCAAACUUCAUCAUCGCAUGUUAUACAACUCUCCUGUUUCGGAUGUUUCUGACGCCAGUGAUACGUGGCCUGUCAGGUUUCCUAGAGCUGAAAAGACGAAGAUGAAAGACAGAAAGAAGGAGAAGAAGAAAGCAAAGGUUAGGGCUUUCAGAAGCACCUCGUCGGUGGAGAAUGAUAAUUGGUUCAGUACCGAUGACAACGAAGAGACUGAAAGCCUUGUUUCUUCUUCGCGAAGCUUUGAGUCAUCCUACUGUUACGACUUUGUCUUCGGUAAUUCAUUGGAGGCCAUCAGUGAGGGUCCCGUCACCGACGCUAGAACGAAGACGACGAAGAAGAACCAGAAGGUUCGGACAGUACUGAACCAUACCGAGGAAACAGGGAAGGCGGCAGCAAGUGGUUAUCCGGCGAAAACGUCGGUUUUGAGGUGGCUGGGGCCGUGCACGGUGGAAGGAAAGGUGAAGGAGAGCUUUGCGGUGGUGAAGAGGUCGGAGGAUCCGUAUGAAGAUUUCAAGAGGUCAAUGUUGGAGAUGAUAUUGGAGAAGCAGAUGUCUGAAACCAAGGAUUUGGAGCAGCUCUUGCUGUGCUUUCUCUCCUUGAACUCGCGGCACCAUCACGCCGCCAUCGUCGAUGCCUUUACGGAGAUUUGGGAGGCCUUGUUCUGUGACACUCCCUAGUCCCUAGCCUCGAGAGAGUUUUUCCAUGGAGGUCUUGUCAAGGAGGUUGAAGAAGAUGGUGCAGAAAAAAUAAAAAAUAAAAAUAAAGAUACAAUAUUGGAUUUCAUAUAUUGCUUAAUUAAUUAUUUACUCUGUCCGAUGUAUUCUGUAGAAAAUUAAGGAUUAUAAAAGAAGAUUUUUGCAAAAAUACUAC